Messenger RNA from Rhodofomes roseus, 1302 nucleotides. Its product is annotated as lysophospholipase. Gene Ontology annotation, molecular function: lipase activity. The record is from RefSeq and is a predicted model, not a curated record. The coding region runs from base 169 to 1083 and encodes 304 amino acids. The transcript has 7 exons. Lineage: Eukaryota; Fungi; Basidiomycota; Agaricomycetes; Polyporales; Fomitopsidaceae. Gene Ontology annotation, cellular component: membrane.
CCUGAAACCAUCAGGGCGACCAACAUGCAUGUAAACGCUACUUACAGUACAAGCCGCCAUCGAGAUACCUAUCUGAGAACUUGAGUCCUCAAAUACGUGCGAUUGAUUGCUCAAGUCGCUCUGAACUCUACCCACUUACACUAGCACCUCCGGCUUGCGAGGUCAAGUAUGACGGCCUACACGGAAGCUUGGGCCACUGGGCCGCAUUCCACCAGCUUCUACACGCGGACAUACGAGGCACUAUCUUCAAUCGCUGUUCUCGUGGCCGUUCACGGCGCUGCAGAACACUCUGGUCGGUACACGCAUGCCCAUACGUCGCUCGCCGAACGGGGCAUCACUGUCUUCUCGUAUGACCAGCGCGGAUAUGGGCGUACAGCACUAGACGAGCAGCACAAGAGCAAGGAUAGCGCAUAUGGCAAGACGUGCUGGGAAAAUCAACUAGAAGAUUUAGAUUGGGCUGUGCAAUACGUGCACACAAACUAUGCGGGCCUACCGGUCUUCCUCAUGGGCUCAUCUAUGGCAGGAAGUCUGUGCUUGAGCUUUGUGACGCAGCCAGGGUCGCCGCAGAGACAAUCCUCGGUUGAGGCUCUGUCGGGAAUCAUCGCUUCUGCGCCCACACUGCUACUCACCGAACGUCCUUCUUGGCUACUCCAAACAGCAAUAAGGAUACUUCGGUUGGUAGUUCCCAAUAUAUUGUUGCCAUUUAAGCAUAAUGGCGAGAAACUCUCCCACAACGAGGAAACCAACAAGGCCUACCUGGAAGAUCCUCUUGUUCGAGCACCUGGUAGUCUACUCUCCGUAUAUGAUCUCAUCGCCGAGGGGCAGCGUGUGUUGGUAGAUUAUUACAAGCAUUGGCCCGUUCAGCUACCGCUUCUCGUGCUGCAAGGAACAGCGGAUCUGCUGUCAGAUCCUGCAGCGACCCAGGAAUUCGUCGAGAAGCUCAUAGCCGAGGACAAGAAACUUGUGUUGUACCCUGAUGCACGACACGAGCUGCACAACGAACCCGUACAAACCGAAGUAGCGGAUGAAUGCAUCAGUUUCAUGGCACGCAUUGCCAGCAGACCAAACGGUGGUCCCGAGUAAUGAGCUGUGCAUGCUGUACGUGCUUACUUUCUGUUCCGGGCGUGGGCCGGCUGUUGCAUCCGGGUCCGACUGUCUGUUAACUGCGCUACUAGCGAUAUGUAGCACGCAGCUGACCGGGAGUACACGAUUGCAUAAUGGAACAAUGUCCUUGACUAUCCAAUACGACGUGUUUGCGAGUAUCGAAGGACUGUAAACAGAGCGAAGAUGAACGCCAAGCUC